AUGUUACCCAGCAGGAUAGGAUCUCAGCGUAUCCUAAAACCGCUCCCUAAAGCCCCGAGUCUCGUUCGCUUCAAAAACUACAAAGAAGAUCUUGCUGAAGACCGAUGGCCAACAGGAUUAACACCGGAAGCGAGGCCAUUUCGCAGUACAUGGACACACCCAAACAAGAACUACUCUGUGCCAUUUACAGUGUACAAUGUUCCAAACAACUCCGAGGCAUUUAUAAGAUGGCCAACACUCAAAAAAUUCAUGCCGGCGCUGAAUCCGCGAGCAUGGAGAACAAUCAAAGCCGGGGGAUCCGUGGGUUCCAAAGUUGAAACAGCCCAACAUGGUUCAGCCCGUGAUGCCAGAGUAGAAAAACAACUAGCAUUGAUGCCUUACAUGUACAAUGACCUGGGUGUGUUGGUUUACGAGGGCCCAACUGAGAAACAGUUGCAGACCAUAGGUCACAUACUCAAGAAGCUAGUGAAACAUGAGGGCAGACUGAAUAUUCGUGCAUGGAACUCAACUGAGAAAAAAGUGCGCUUCGAUAAAUGGAACGUAUACCGUUUGUCGGUAAAUGAGAGUGAUCAUCUUGACAUACGUUGGAAGAGAGGCUUCUUGCUCCCGAGUGGCCUCGAUGAGCUUACUGACAUGGCGCUAAACAAAUGGCGACAUGACUGGAAGGCUAGAAGGGAGGCCGAAGGGAAAGACGGUCGUUUACCAGUCAGAUUUUCUAAAGACAGCAAGGAGAUGUGGCUCUUGAGUAGCAAAGACGCCUUGGGCUCGAUCAAUGAAACCAUCAACGGCCCUCGUGUCACUUCAGUCGAUGCCUACGUUGCCACAGCAGUCUACAAAAGCCGCAUUCAGAUGAACAUCGAGCUUCACACUGUAGGAACAAAGCGUUUCCUCGGCUGUGCAAACCUCCGACUUGAGCCAAGCGUCGACAACGGCGUCCAAGAAAAGGGAUUGGAAGAGGUCAAGGAAAUGGGCAAUGCCAGCCCCGAUGGUACUGAAUCAGCGACGCGAACGCGCAAGCAACUGAGGGCAGUUGUGCGUCGUGAUCUGAAGAAGAUUUACAAUAUCGAAGCGCCAACCUCGAUGGACCGGCAGGAGCCUAUUGUUCACGACAUGACCAGGAAGCUGUGGAGGCUUGAGCGAUUGAUUUGGAAGAAGAGAGAGGAUGCUGUGAAAAAGGAGAGGAACGAGAAGAACAGACUUGAAUGGGAAGCACAAAAGGCUUUGAGGAAGUCUAUAAGGGCUCAAGAGAAGGCGGAAAUGGAAGGAAAUGAAAUGCCUUUGGAAAAGAAAGAGAAAUCUGAGGAAGAACAACGCCAGAGAGACGACGAUGCCGCUGAGGGCUUGCAUGAUGAAAAGUCUACCUGA
Messenger RNA from Fusarium poae, 1365 nucleotides. RefSeq lists its product as uncharacterized. The transcript is spliced from 3 exons. The record is from RefSeq and is a predicted model, not a curated record. The coding region runs from base 1 to 1365 and encodes 454 amino acids. Lineage: Eukaryota; Fungi; Ascomycota; Sordariomycetes; Hypocreales; Nectriaceae.